Dreissena polymorpha is the source of this 4605-nucleotide messenger RNA. RefSeq lists its product as uncharacterized. The coding region runs from base 37 to 3726 and encodes 1229 amino acids. Gene Ontology annotation, biological process: positive regulation of kinase activity; cell surface receptor protein tyrosine kinase signaling pathway; multicellular organism development. Lineage: Eukaryota; Metazoa; Mollusca; Bivalvia; Myida; Dreissenidae. Gene Ontology annotation, cellular component: signaling receptor complex. The transcript has 25 exons. Gene Ontology annotation, molecular function: protein binding; transmembrane receptor protein tyrosine kinase activity; ATP binding. The record is from RefSeq and is a predicted model, not a curated record.
AACUUUGUGCAAUCUUUGGCGGGCGACCUUCUUGUCAUGAGGCUGACAAAGGUUUUUCUGUUGUUCUGCUGUCUGGAUUAUGCGGUUGGGCUAACCGGACAUGUAUGCACCAUCAUCCAAUACUACCAGCACUGGACAACUACAAGAACCGGCCUAUGGGGAUGGGGAAGAACGUCGGUUUCCAGAAUGAGAAGCACUUAUGUGCAGGUCUGCUGUUUUGGAUGGCGGGAUAAUGGACGUGGAGAAUGUGUCAUACCUAUAUGCCGCACGGAUUGCUAUAAUGGCGGCACGUGCAUACAACCCGACACGUGCAAGUGUCCGCCGUCAUCCGAGGGGGCGAAUUGUGCACAACUUAAGUGUUCUCAUCUGAAGCCCUGUUUCCCCGGUGUGUGUAGUCCCCCUGACAACUGCGCAUGUUAUGAUGGUUGGGAAAACCCGACUAAUAUUCGGGAAGAUGGUUGUUUAAGAUUUUCUGCUGGAAAGAAUCUGCCAACAAUGUCAUCUUGCGCUGUGACUCUAGCGAACAUACGGCGUACAGAUCUAAAGGAACUCUUCUACUUUAGCAUUCCGUGCACAAACGAAACAGGGAGUGACGUAAUAUGGUGCAAUCAAGAGAACUUCAACUACGCACGAUUUACAAUGAAUUCCUUGUACAUACCUCUUAAUGCGUAUUUCCCGAAAGAGAUAUACAUCACAGCAAGCGGGUUUGGUAUUGUUCGAAGUCAGGCAGAUGUUCUACACACUAAAGUGAACAAAAACGGUGGACCGAACCGGCUCGUAGCUCUGAAUCACACUUACAACUGCAACUUGAUGUCUGACACCAGACCUUUAAACAACGCCAGCUGCGUGAUGACAGAGAAUGACUACAUCUACAGCUUGGAACACGGAGAUGAGUUUACAGUGAAGUUUCGAUCAAAGAGUGGAGGAUAUAGGCAACUAUAUAACAUCAACUAUAAUAGUCCGGGAGCGUUGCAAAUUUUCCAAGGUAAUUGGGACGUAAAGCCAGUCGAGUUCAAAUUCGACUUCAUAGCUCCAAAGCAUUGUUCCGAGAAAGAAGCCACAACUAAGUGUGUCACAGGACAACAUCCAAUUAUUUUGGACAACGAUAUAACUAGGAUGCCGAUUUCACCACGAUGGAGUGGAUGGUCUGACGAUUUAUCAGGGCUGGCAUAUUACUAUGUCGAGGUAUUCCGUUUGAAACCCAAUAUUCAUAAUGAAUUAAUUGAAAUGGAACCUUUAUCACCAGUAUUUUCGUAUAUGGAAAAUAACACAGGCUCACCAACGUUCCCGACAUAUACUCCUCCAUCGGCUGGCAUGUUCUCGAUUUUACUGCAAACGUCCGACAAGGCCAACAAUUCCAAGAUUGCAAGGCGCCUUGUGCUGUACGACAACGAAUCAAGCAUCACACUUACAAAACCAGGCUUAGCGUAUGGAAUGCCUGAUUUGGAGCAAGUUAUGGCCAUGGAGGAAGGUGAUGGUGGAAUCUACGUAACAAGCGCCAUUAGGGAGACAGGUUACAUGUGGCAGACUUCACAGAAUGGCACCAAUACAACACUUGUCUUCAGUUGGAUGUCUCAUUUUGUGAAUAAGAUUCAUGAUGACGGAAAACUAUUAAAUACUAUUCUUCCAUACCCUACUCAAUUCCAAGAUCUAGAGGACGAUGGUGUGCUUCGAAGCAAAAAGUAUGUUGCAAUAGAUGAUAAUGAUGGUGCACGAACGCGGGCGGCGAUUGCCAACAAGCACGGUAUCGUGAAGUUUGAAGUUAAGCGCGUGUAUACAGACGACAAACAGAUACCGACAUUCGGGUGGACUGAAAUACCAUUGACGGAACAGUAUACAUUUUCUGAGGUCAUUGCUGAUGGGAGCCACGUGAGACUUUGGGUUCGAGCCACGGAUAUCAUGAACAACACGCAGCCUGAUUAUACCGAGGUGCACAUUGACAACUCGCCACCGAGGGUCUCCAACAGCAUGAUCAAAACGAAUGUGGUCAAUGGAUCAUUUGUUUAUACAACAAGAUUGAUGUUCGACGCAUCAGAUGACGGAAGCGGUGUGCACAAGAUUGCAAUUGAUCUUUAUGUUGGAAAUCAAACGAAAGCAAAACGGAGGGAAUUGUUUCAGGCUAAUAGGAAAAACGAAUCUGGCGCAUGUGAAAGUGACCCUGAAUGUCGAUGCAUAUUGGAUACAUGCUUUCGGCUCCGGCAGUCGGUAGAUAUCGACAACUGCUGGUUUCUUGUACCAAAAGAGCAACUGAAUUACACGGGUCGAAUACAAGUAACCGUCUUCAAUCAGGCGCUUUUGACGCAGACAUUUAAUGAUACAGUAUCCCGAUUAAGUGAUUUGGCAGGACUGGAGGAAUAUUCUGGGCCUACCAACAUCAGAGUUGAGAAGAGUCUCGCUAACGGAGUAAGGAUUGUUUGGGACAUUCCGGACAAGCCGUCUUGCUUUGGACGUGUGGAAAUCGUUCUUGUCAUAUACCUUGGAAAUGGACUAACCAGAAAAAUUAAUGUCAAUAGCGAAGAAAACUCAGUGGAUGUUCUUGGAUUGGAUCCUAAUCAGGAAUACAGCGUGUCGCUGAAUCUAGGAUUUGAUGGAACCGAACUUGCAGCCCUUCCUUAUAAAUUCAAAACAGCUGCUCAAGAAAACCAUCUUGACGGGGGAAUAAUUGCUGGAGUCAUAAUUGGCAUACUGGCUAUAGUAGGCGCAAUGCUAGCGGCUUUCGUUAUUGCUUUAAGAAUGGGUUAUCUUCAGCCUGUAAGGCAAGGAUUACGGGCUGUGUCUGUGCAGUACCGGAAGUCACGUUUCGCAAGAGCUGUUUCCAGGUCCUUUACGAACUCAAUGUACAUGUACGGAGACAUGGACUUCGCUGACAUGGAUUCGUGGCAACUAGCUCGCGAUAAUGUCGUUUUGGAGAGUUUGUUGACCUCCGGAACGUUCGCGGAUAUAUACCUGGCCAGCGUCAAGAACUGUGGAAGCAAAAUGGUUGCAAAAACCCUUAAACAGAGUUUCACCGAACAAGACGCACAUCUGAUGAAAGCAAAGAUAAACUUUUACUCGAUGAAAGUUGGCGAGCACGAAAACAUAAUUACUUUCGCUGGAGCAGUAACUGAGGAUGCAAUUAUGGGGCCAUUCAUCCUCUUCGAGUAUUGCAGCAACGGUCAGUUGAAUGAGCAUCUCACUACACAUCGACAAAAUGUGACCAUAGAGGUGCAGGAACUCCUUCUGCGAUUUGGCCUGCAGGUCGCCAGAGGAAUGGACUAUCUAGCACAGAGAAAGAUUGUUCACCGACGCCUCGCCGCUCGUAACAUUCUUCUAGACGCCAAUAUGACGGCUAAGAUUUCUGGAUUCGGACCAAUGGUUGGAGAUGGAGGAGUGGACGGUAAAUCCGAGAGGAUUCCAAUCAAGUGGAUGGCUCCCGAAUGCUUGAAAACAACAAAAGGCGCGACAGAAAAAAGCGACGUCUGGUCUUACGGCGUGGUGCUUUGGGAAAUCUUUUCACUUGGCAUUGCACCAUAUGAAGACAUAAGAGGAAAAGAGCUCCCUUCAAGACUAAAAAGCGGCUACAGGUUGCCAAAACCUGAGCAGUGUGAUGAAAAAUGGUACGGGAUGAUGACUCGCUGUUGGCAGACGGAUGCAGCGGACCGACCCGAGUUCAAGGACAUCCUCGCGGAACUCGACGAGGUUUUUGUGGCGGCACCUGUCGACAACUACUAUUUUUACAAACGAUAGACGAAAUGGGCAUACCUGUCUUAUAUACUUGAACUUUUAAACUUAACAAGUGACAGUGUAUCAUAAUAAUAUUCGUGAAAACGAACGUUGAUUAAUUUAAGAAAAUUAUUUAUUUUAAAACUGUAAUAAAUCCAAAAUAUAGUUACUUUGAAAACUAUGAUUGUUAGAAAUAUCAUACAGGCUUAUAGGCAGGGCAAAACAUGUGACAAAUUCUAAACAUUAACACGUACCAGAUGAAACAAGAAUAUUAAGAAAAAAAUAUAUUUUAAAAACGGUUGAAACAGUAUAUUUAUUGUGCACAAAGUUCAAUCAUUUAUCUGCCCUAAUGCACACGGAGCUUAACGUGUAUACUCCUUUCGUGAAGCAAUCUUUUAUUUAUUAUUAUAAUGUGACAUUAUGCUAACAUUAUUCAUUCAUAAAAAUGUAUUUUAACAUAGCUUAAACAAAACGUAGUCAAUAAUUAAUUAAGGAUGAGUCGCUCUGCAAUUGCAAGUAUUUGAUUUUCCUGAAGGUGGUGGGCACUAUACUAAGAAUUAGAUUUGCACAUCGAUGUAUUAAGAUGAUUGUUCCAAUCUUAUCUAUUGCUCCUGAAUAUAUGAAUUUCCCAUUUUUUGUGUACAACAUAUUAAGAAAUAAUGUCAUAGACCAGUGAUAUGAUAAUCUCCUUUUUUAAAUUUUGUUUUAAAAUUGUUGUGUAUUUCAUUAGAAUAUAUAAUGUUUUGUAACUUGUGUGUGAACCUGAUUAAACCAAAAUAUCAAGCUGACGUUUCAUCAACCUUUAUGUGUCACAACUUUCCAUUCAAGCAUUAACAAGUAAUAGUUACUCACACUUGUGCAUACUAUAUUUUAAAAUAAAUAAAAUAAAUUUAUGAACAGUGA